AUGAUAGAAGAUCAAACUUUAUCACCAUCAUCAUCAUCAUCAGCCACACCUACAUCCCAACCACCACCUCGUCCAGAACUGACCAUAUCUUCAAUAGGUUCAUCAACAUCUUUAUCAUCUGAUAGAAUACCUUUACCUAAUCAUCUUAGCAUCAAUACUGCUAUUUCAUCUCCAUUAUCAAACAGUAAUAGUCAGAAUACUAAUAUUAAUGGAUUUCUUUCUGAUGGUAUAAGACUGGACACUGAAUCAUUUGUGGAAAAUGAAUUACUUGAUAAACGUAAUCUUAUAGAAGAAUUAAUCAACAACAAUAAUUUUGGUCAGGAAGGUGAUUUAUGGUAUCUUAUAUCUACUGAGUAUCUUAAUAAAUUCAUUAAUUUGGAAGUUUCAUCAUUUGAGGAGUUGAAAUCAUCAUUGGGUCCAAUUGAUUGUUCUACUAUUGUCGAUUUAAAUGGUAAUCUAUACCCUGAAGACAAUGAACCAGUGGGAACCUAUAAUAUAUCACCUGAAAUUUUUAAUUAUUUAUUGGAAUGGUUUGGUAUUAAAGGAGAUCCUAUCACAAGAUGCCUUAUAAUUAACGAUGAAACAGGUGCAAAAGAAGUCGAAAGAUUCCCUCCUUUGUUCUAUAUUCAUCAAUUGGGUAAAAAGUCUCAAAGUCAAUCAUCAUCAUACUUAAAUAGUCGUCAUUCUCAUAAUAAUCAUCAUCACAAUCAUCCUAUACCAAUUUCAAUUUCAAGAACAAAAAAGUUCAACGAUUUAUUAGACAUGGUUAGAAUAAAUAUUUUAAAAUCACCUAAGACUUCAUCUAUAAAUGAUUUCAGAAUAUGGUUUAUAGAUUGCCAAAACUUACAGGCUUUACCUCAAACUAUUACAGUAUUAAAUUUCAUUAAUGAUUUAACCAAUAAGAGUUUAGUGCAACAUUCGAUUCUAAAUGAUUCAUUAAAGAGUCAAGGUAUCAACUCAGUUUCAUACCAUAUAUUAGUAGAGUCCAAGGAUCAUACCACAAAAGCAUUUCCAAUCGAUACUUAUUUAAGUCUAAUCAAUUUUGAUCAAUUCGAUCUUGAUUUAAUAUUAUCCAAAAGUGGUCAUUUAGGUUUAAGCAAUCUUGGUAAUACAUGUUAUAUGAAUUCAGCAUUACAAUGUCUUUUACAUGUUCCAGAAAUUAACUAUUAUUUCUUUUAUAAUCUUUAUAAACAAGAAUUAAAUGUUGAUAAUCCUUUAGGAAAUCAUGGUGAUGUUGCCAACGUUUUUGGUUCCUUAUUGAAACAAGCAUUCGAUACAAAUCCUUCAUCUUCAAGAGCAUCAAGCAGCAGUAUAUCUCCAAGAGAAUUCAAAUCAACCAUUGGUCGUUAUUCUUCCAUGUUUUCAGGAUAUCUCCAACAAGAUUCUCAAGAAUUUCUAAGCUGGUUAUUAGAUGCUCUUCAUGAAGAUUUAAAUCGUAUUCAUAAGAAACCAUACUGUGAAAAACCAGAAUUGAAAGAUGAUGAAAUCAAUGAUCCUCAUGCUAUUGUUAGAUUAUCGAAUACUUGUUGGGAUCAACAUAAACAACGUAAUGAUUCUAUUAUUGUUGAUUUAUUUACAGGAUUAUAUCAAUCUACUUUAGUAUGUCCCGAUUGUUCAAAAACUUCCAUAACUUUUGAUCCAUUUAAUGAUGUUACCUUACCAUUACCAAUUAAUAAAAAAUGGUAUCAUACCUUUACUAUAGUUGAUUUAUCUGACGAAGGAUUACCAUUACCACAACGAAUUAUGAAAUUAGAGGUCGAAUUAAAUAAAACAUCUAAUUAUGAUGAAUUAUUGAAUUAUUUAAGUCAAUUUUUAUCAGUUCCAAGUAAUCAAUUGUUUCUUUUUGAAAUCUUUAGAAAUUCAUUUUAUAGUGAUUUCCAAUUAGACUAUCAAAAGAAUAAGUUUUUGCCUAUUAGUGAUAUCAUAAAGGAUACCGAUGAUGUUCUUGUUUAUUAUAUUCCUCAUGAUCCUGAUACCGACAUGACUGUUUUAGUAUAUAAUACAGUCGAAGAUCCAGAUAAGUCUUAUAAAGUUAAAGAUUCAUUCGGAAUACCGUUGUUUAUAACAUUAAAUAAAGAUAUGGAAUCGGCAAGUUUUGGAUUAAUACGAGAAAAAUUACAACAAAAGGCUAGUGUUUUAUCUAAGAUUAAUAUUGAUGAGGAAUAUACUAAAAUAAAACAAGAAUCAAUUGGCUACGUUGAUAGGAAGUUUUAUAGAUCUGAAGAUUUCCCAUUAUUAUACCAGGGUAAUACUCUUCACAGCUCAUUUAAGAAGGAGGUAGAGCCUGCUGCGCUGAUUGAUGAUGUCGUGGACGAAAUAGAUGACGAAGUCAAACUUGAUCAAGAACAAGAUGUCGAAGAUGAAGAUGACGAAGGUUAUCAAUCAGAUAUUUCGUUAGCUAAUCCAUACGUUGGUGCCAAUUUCGGAUUCACAAUUAAGUAUUCCCAAAACCAUUUCCAUAAGCCUCAUAAUAAUCUUCGUAAUAGAAUUCAUAUGGAAUCAAGAGCAUCAGCCAACACAUAUAUUCAUGUUCCACUACACAAGCCAAACUUUUCCGAGUUUCAUUUAUUGGCUGACAAAUUGCCUGAGCUCAAAAGGACUUACUAUCAUUACCCCGAUUAUAAUAGCAAAUUAGAUCAAGAGAUGGACGAUUUAGCUGCCGAGGUUGAUAAUGGAAGUGUAUCAUCACCAACAUCCGAUUCUACCACGAAAACAAAUGAAGAGGAUGGAUUUAUUCUUGUUGAAAACAAGGAUGCAAUGAAGCGUCCCCCAGCUUUACCGUCAAGAAAUUUAAUUUCUCAACAUUCAAAUCUGUCUGACGAAGAUACCGAAAGUGAACCUAAUCUUGGAAGCUUAUUUGAUUCUACGACAACUCUACCAUUACCAGCAUUACCGUAUGCAGACUCUAUAAAGCCAUCUACUGCUAAUUCACCAAUAGAUCCUCCAUCUGGGAUUGCAUCACCUAAGAUCGAGGCUAAUGUCAGUCAAGAAGCAUUAGUUAACAAGGAUGGAAUAUUAUUAUGUCAUUGGGACUAUAAAAUUUAUAAACAAUUAUUCGGCGAGGUUGAUGUACAAACUUGGGCCGAUAUUCCAUUUUUACCUAAUCCUGAAUUAGAACGCAAUAAAGCUCGAUUUGAAAGACAAAGGAAAACUAAAGUGUCUUUGUAUGACUGUUUGAAUUCUUUCAGUACUCCAGAAAUUUUGGGAGAACAGGAUUUAUGGUAUUGUCCUCGUUGUAAGGACCAUAAAAGAGCCACUAAAACCAUCCAACUUUGGUCAACUGGGGAUAUCUUAACCAUUCAUUUGAAACGUUUCCAUAGUGCUAGAGCUUUCAGUGAUAAAAUUGAUAUGAUAGUGGAUUUCCCUAUUGAAGGAUUAGAUAUUUCACCUUACAUAUCAAAUCCUGAACACGGUGAAGAUAUUUAUGAUUUAAUUGCUGUUGAUAAUCAUUAUGGUGGAUUAGGUGGUGGACAUUAUACAGCAUCAGUCAAGAACUUUAGGGAUCAAAAAUGGUAUUACUUCAAUGAUAGUAGAGUAACUGAAAUCAAUGAUCCAGAAGAAUCGAUAAGUGGUGCCGCUUACUUAUUAUUUUAUAGAAGAAGAAAAGCUACUGGAGACCAUGAUGAUUUCUUAGGAGGAGACAAAUUGAAUGAAUUAAUCAAUAACGGUCGUGAAGCCAACAGAAAAAGCUUAAUUAAAAAGAAAGCUAGUUUGGAAAUAAUUCAAAAGCAAAUCAAGGAUUAUACAGCAAAUGAAGAAGUACUCCAAAAAGAAUUAGAACUAGACAGAGAAAUUGAAGAAAGAAAGCUCAGAGAUGCCGAGGCUAAUAAUGGUUCCAAAGAUGAAGAUGACGAUGUGACUGCAGCUGCUGAUGAAGAAGAAGACGAAGAAGAUGAAAUAGACGGUGAUGUGGCGGAGUCAGGAGAAAAUGCUUUAAAGGCUCCAGAAAUCGUCAUCAAGAAAUCAAGACCAUUUGACAAUAUAAAAUUAAUUUCAACUGUCCCUAGCCAUUCCACAAGCAAUUCUUCUUCUGGAGGUUUUAAUUAUGACAAUGAUGAUGUUGAUUAUGAAUAUGAUGAAGAUGUAGAUCAUAUUCGCAAACAAAGAUUGAUUUCAAAGGAAAAGAAUGCUAAUAAAUUAGUUCAAAUCAAAGGAGACGGCAGACAGGAGGUUGCAUCUUCGCCUAUUUCAAUAUCAGAAUAUGAAGAAACAGACAAUGCGCUAGAUUCAGUUGAGUAG
Scheffersomyces coipomensis is the source of this 4239-nucleotide messenger RNA. Its product is annotated as putative ubiquitin-specific protease. Lineage: Eukaryota; Fungi; Ascomycota; Pichiomycetes; Serinales; Debaryomycetaceae. Gene Ontology annotation, molecular function: cysteine-type deubiquitinase activity. Gene Ontology annotation, biological process: protein deubiquitination. The record is from RefSeq and is a predicted model, not a curated record. The transcript is spliced from 2 exons. Bases 1 to 4239 code for a protein of 1412 amino acids.